Messenger RNA from Helicoverpa armigera (cotton bollworm), 966 nucleotides. RefSeq names its product cilia- and flagella-associated protein 161. The record is from RefSeq and is a predicted model, not a curated record. The coding region runs from base 76 to 912 and encodes 278 amino acids. Lineage: Eukaryota; Metazoa; Arthropoda; Insecta; Lepidoptera; Noctuidae. Gene Ontology annotation, biological process: cilium assembly. The transcript has 6 exons. Gene Ontology annotation, cellular component: motile cilium.
UUGCAUUAGUGUUUUGAAAGCGCGACAAACUUUCUUUGUGUUUUUUAUUGCAUAAUUACAUAUUAAUUUACAAAAAUGUCUUCGAUCGAAGCUGAUAAAGGUAUUGUUUAUUGCAACAGAGUUCGCGUCGGCAACUGGUAUGAGGCGGCCACAUUGGAAGAGUACAAGCUCAACAUAUUCCUUGAGCAAAUGAAGAAAGGCGAUCUCAUGCUGGCGCGGUUCCGAAAGAUGUCCGAGAAUCUGAAUAAGCCUACCAUACUGACUCAGUCAUCGGGAAGCAUCGCCUUUGGAUCGAAAAUAUCAUUGCUAGCGCCGCACGUACCUUCCACGGAUCCCCCCGUUGAAGGCAAGACAGGUCUUCUCUUGGGCGGUCGCAUUUCUUCAAACGAUAUAACGUAUUCACAAGAACUAGAGGACGGUUGCUCUGUCGUGGGACUACCCUAUACUGAACCCGCUGAAAGACACACCUUCGUAAUAACCAGCGCCGACUACUGUGACCGUACAGGCGAACCCUUGAAAUAUAAUCAGGAAUUCCUUUUAACACUCUCCUCAUCUCUCAAGAAAGAGCCCUUAUACAUAAGGUAUGAUCCGGAUCCUGUCCCGGGCUUGUGCGGUAUGUUUUCACUAUACCUGAGCAAGCAUUUUGUGUCCAAUACGCGAUGGAGAGUGUUGCCUAUCCAGCAACCCAAUAUCACUAGGUUUGAACAAGAAGGCACACACAUUAUGGUCAACAAAGAUAUCGUUAUAAAUCAUUGUUCUACAAAUCGUAAUUUAGGCAUUAAUGUGGGCCAUUGGGCUAUGGGAUUCUAUGGAAAAGUUUGCGCCCCUCUGAUAAAAACAUGUCUCGACGUUUAUGGACGGGAGUUACCAAAUAAUAUUUGGCAAAUUCACAUACCGAUACCCAAUCAAUAAGAUUAGUACCUAUAUUCACCGUUCAAGUUUUACAAAUUGUUGGUUCUAUUUCUU